AUGAGGGCAUAUGCGGGCCCUGCAGGCAUGCAGCAGGGUUUGAACUGCAAGCGGGAACAAGCAGAACACCACAGGGAGCCGCUGGAGCCGGACGCGCGACCUUUGGAGGCCCUCAGCUUGCUGCGUGGAUAUGGAUGCCCAUUCGUCGCGCUGCCCCCGGCCUGGGCGAACCUCGCAGGGCAGCUGGGAGGCCAGCAGAUUCAGGAGAGCGACCUCUUCCUAGGCAGUCAAGCCUUCACGAAGAAUGAGUCUGAAAAUCUUGGCAUCAUCUACAAGUGGUUGGACGACAUCAUGUGGUCUCAGGCCUGGGAUUUGCCCGCACAGAGGAAAGUUGCCUAUGCGCAGCUGAAGGACUUGGCGGAGGUGAGCACCCUCGCCUUGCCCUCAUUGGCCUUCGGCGUCGGCCAGGCCUUGUACUCCUACUUCUGGUUCGAGGACAACGGAGGUAAGAUCGACCUGGAGGCCGCGGAUUUGUCGGUGCGCCUCCAUGACCUGAGCCUUCAACACAGCGGCUGCAGCGACCUGUCCAUGGGCGUUGGGACUUUCCUCAGCAAGGUGUGCCACGAGCGGUGGCUUUUCCUGAUCAUGCUCAGCGCAGAGGUGGGAACCGCGUUUGCGGGGCGACGAAAGGACUUGGUGCACGCUGCCGCAAUGCUGCAGCGGGCAAACCAGCUGUUCGCGGACCUCAAAGAGUACCCCUUUUUCAGCUUUCGCAGGUGGCAGUCGCUCUACGACAUCAACACGAACUCCCACGUAUUCCCUGAGGGCUUCCGCCAGCGGCCGGUAUGGCCCACAGCUGCGGUGCCCAUCGCGGUUUGGUUGGAGGAGAACUACGAGGUCUUCCGGCAAGAUCUCGACUUGAUCCUCAACCAGAGCAGCUUCGACACGCUCUACUUCAUGGGCCACGUCUCCAUGACUCAGUUUUCGGGCCGCCGGGAAUCCUGGGCGCCGCUGAACCUGAUCCACAACCGGGAGUUGGCACCUCACGCGUGCGAGGUAGCGCAAAGGAGCUGCAAGCUGCUGGCCGAAAGGCCAGAAAUCGCGCGCUGCCAUGCGAGGGACGUGGGUGCAGCCUUUGCCCGACUUCAGCCCGGCAUGGGGAUCAAGCCGCAUCUCUGGAACGCACCCCCGAGGCUGGCGGUCCACCUGGGCCUCAUCACCCCUCCAGGUGCCACCAUGGCAGUGGGCUCUGAGGAGCUGCGCUGGGAGGAGGGCAAGGCCGUGGUGUUCGAUGACACAUAUAUUCACAGCGUGAAGCAUGAGGGCACCGACGACAGAUAUCUGCUGAUUGCUUGGUUCUGUCAUCCGUGCGACACGAUGCAUGCAGAAGUUGCUCCUGAACUCUCUGAAAGCUUGUGCUUGCAGUGA
This is a messenger RNA of Symbiodinium sp. CCMP2592, 1368 nucleotides long. Lineage: Eukaryota; Dinophyceae; Suessiales; Symbiodiniaceae. The record is from the annotation of a GenBank genome assembly.